Molecule: messenger RNA, 1844 nt
Organism: Acomys russatus (golden spiny mouse)
Lineage: Eukaryota; Metazoa; Chordata; Mammalia; Rodentia; Muridae
Gene: Hsf4
Product: heat shock transcription factor 4
Exons: 13
Coding region: 358-1761 (467 amino acids)
Biological process (GO): regulation of DNA-templated transcription
Molecular function (GO): DNA-binding transcription factor activity; sequence-specific DNA binding
Source: RefSeq, a predicted model, not a curated record
CCACCACCAUUUCUAUCUGCCCCCUCUUACCUAGGCUCCACUUAGUCCACAGAUGAACUAGGACUUUCCAAGCCCACAAAUGAUUUCUCCCAAACAACACAGAAAGAGAGGAACUUGAGGAUGAGGCUCGAACCUGGGUUCCCCUCCCCUCGUACCUACGUUUCAGCCAGCUUUAUUCUCUCCGCUGGUGGCUGGGCCGCUGUCCGAGCCCCGCCUCUUGGGUUCGCACGCGGCCCCCGCCUGACCCGGCGCCCAGGGGCGGAGUAGGGCGGAGCGGGCGGCAAACGCAGCACUUUCGCGGCUUUGACAAGCCCGCAGCGGCCGGGCUGGAACGCUGAGCCCGGCCGAGACUGCGCCAUGCAGGAAGCGCCAGCUGCGCUGCCCACGGAGCCAGGCCCCAGCCCGGUACCUGCCUUCCUCGGCAAGCUAUGGGCGCUGGUGGGCGACCCAGGCACCGACCACCUCAUCCGCUGGAGCCCGAGUGGGACCAGCUUCCUCGUAAGUGAUCAGAGCCGCUUCGCCAAGGAAGUACUGCCCCAGUAUUUCAAGCACAGCAACAUGGCGAGCUUUGUUCGCCAACUCAACAUGUACGGUUUUCGGAAGGUGGUGAGCAUUGAGCAAGGUGGCCUGCUCAGACCGGAGCGCGACCACGUUGAGUUCCAGCAUCCAAGCUUUCUGCGAGGUCGCGAACAGCUACUGGAGCGCGUGCGCCGCAAGGUACCUGCGCUGCGAGGCGACGACAGUCGAUGGCGUCCUGAAGACCUGGGCCGACUGCUGGGAGAAGUGCAAGCUCUGAGGGGAGUGCAGGAGAGCACCGAGGCACGGCUGCAGGAGCUCAGGCAGCAGAACGAGAUCUUGUGGCGAGAGGUGGUGACCCUGCGGCAGAGCCACAGUCAGCAGCAUCGGGUCAUCGGCAAGCUAAUCCAAUGCCUGUUCGGGCCACUUCAGACAGGGCCUGGCAGUACAGGAACCAAGAGAAAGCUGUCCCUAAUGCUAGAUGAGGGAAGCUCUUGCGCAGCAUCUGCCAAAUUCAAUGCCUGCUCCCUGUCAGGUGCUCUCCUCCAGGACCCCUACUUUAUCCAGUCGCCUUCUAAUUGCAGCCCCUCCCAGAGGCUACCUUGGGCCUCAGCCCUCACAGGGCUAGAGGGCCCAUCAUCUCUGACAUCCCAGAAGACUCCCCCUCUCCUGAAGGGCACAGACUUUCUCCCUCCAGUGGAAAUAGGAGCACCCCCGCCGCUGCCUGUGGCUGUGGUGCAGGCCAUCCUGGAAGGGAAGGGGAGCCUCAGCCCUGAGGGGCCCAGGAGUGUACAACAGCCUGAACCAAGGGGGCCCAGGGAGGACCCAUGGCAGUUCUUUAUGCACAGGGGAACUCUGGGCCUGGAUCAGGGUAACCGGAGCCCAGAGAGUCUGCUGCCUUCGAUGUUGCUUCGGCCUCCCCCUGAAACUGUGGAGCCCAUGGCAUCCAUGGAUGUGCUGGGCCCUAGCCUGCAAGGACGAGAAUGGACCUUGAUGGAUUUGGACAUGGAGCUGUCUCUGAUGCAGCCCUUGGCUCCAGAGAGGGGUGAUGCAGAGCUGACAGUCAAGGAGUUGAAUUCGUCUGGUGUAGGGAAAGACCACACGCUGGGACCCCCACUCCUGCUGGAUGUCCAGGAUGAUUUGGAGGGUGCAGCCCUGUCUGUGCCUGGGGCUUUAGCCCUUUACAAUGCCCCUGAGAGCAAUGUCACCUACUUGGAUCCUGGAGCCAGUCCCUCCUCCCGCUGAGACCCACACCCCUCUGACGAAGCCUGCUUAAGGAACCAGCAAUCAGCAGCACCCUCUUUUGGGCUUCCUGGCGCCUCCUCCCC